Molecule: messenger RNA, 1461 nt
Organism: Didymodactylos carnosus
Lineage: Eukaryota; Metazoa; Rotifera; Eurotatoria; Philodinida; Philodinidae
Source: the annotation of a GenBank genome assembly
AUGGCCUUUCAAAGACUAGCAUGUAUACCGCUGUUUCAACGUUUGCUCGUUCCAGUCGUCAUGCGAUCGACAGUCUGUGAUAUGACAACUAAAAUGAAGCAAUCGUCAGGCAAACCCGAGGGUGAUAUCUCCUCCGUCUUUGCUUCUCUCUCGGGUGACGACGCUGAUAAACCUCUCGAACCUCGAUUUGCUCAACUGAAGGCGCAAAUCAUCCGCGGUCACGAGCAGCAAGUCAAAGACAGUUGGUACCGUCUACUCGAUGCUUUGAAACGCGAAAUUGCUACCAUCCGCUCAUCGGAUCAAGCCGUCAUUCCUCAAGUCAACUUCAGCGAUAUGAAGAAUCUUUCGUCCGAUGUGCUCAACGAAAUUCGAACUCGCGGUGUCAUGGUCAUUCGAGGUGUUUUACCUGAGGCCCAUGCAGUGAAACUGAAAAGAGAUGUUGAAGAGUAUAUCAGACAGAAUCCACAUACCAAAGCCUUUCCCAAGGAUAAACCAGCCGUCUACGAACUGUACUGGUCACCCUCACAGAUUCAUGCUCGCGCCAAUCCUCGAGUUCACGAGGCGUUAGCUUUUGCCAAUUCGUUCUGGCAUGCGUCACCCUCGACUCUUAUUGGGUUGAAAGAGAACAUCAUGUAUGCAGAUCGUCUGCGAAUUCGUCAACCUGGUGAUGCUCAAUUCGUUCUUGGCCCACACGUGGACGGGGGCAGCAUCGAACGAUGGGAAGAUCCCGAGUAUCGAUCAUGCUACACGCCUAUUUUUGAAGGUCGGUGGGAGGAGAGCGACUUUUUUGAUGCCACUCACCGUGUCGGCGCGCAAAUGUCCCUCUACAAUGCAGCAGGUGGUUGUACUACCUUCCGUUCUUGGCAAGGUUGGCUCAGCGCCUCGACUGUUAGCCCGGGUGAAGGUGGGCUUUUGGUGAAUCCACUCUUGAAGUUUGCAACGUCCUACUGGCUUCUUCGACCUUUUCUCACGCAAGUCGAAAAGGAAGGCGACUGGCAAAUCGAUACAUCGAGUAUCUGGCAAGGAGCCAUCCCUGGUCGCGGCCAAGAAAUGAACGACUCGUGGCAUCCCGGACUGGAACUAUCGACCUCAAUGGUUUCCAUUCCCAAGGUGCGCCCAGGCGACAUGGUUUUUUGGCACUGUGACACUAUACAUGCUGUCGACAGUGUUCAUCGCGGUCAAACGGACUCGAGCGUUUUCUAUAUUCCAGCAGCGCCCUUCUGUGAAAUCAACGUUGAGUAUCUUGCCCGGCAGCGCGAUGCCUUCGUACACGGCAUCCCGCCACCGGACUUUCCCGGUGGCGAAGGCGAAUCGCAUCAUGUCGGACGGGCGGUCCCUGAAGAUGUCAAGAAGGCCGGCGGUGGACGCGCCAUGGGUUUUGAGGCGUUCAAGAUCAAAUCGGACAUGACACCAGGCGAAAAGAAAAUGAUCUUAAAAGCCAACACAAUUUUAAACUUGUAA